AUGGCCUCCGCCCUCAGUGCCAACUCGGUCCUCGAGCUGAUCAAGAACCGUCGCUCCCACUACCCGCUGUCCAAGGACCUCAGCGUCUCCAAGGAGCGCAUCUCCGAGGUGGUCAAGGAGGCCGUCAAGCAGGUCCCCUCUUCCUUUAACGCCCAGUCCAACCGCGUCGUCGUCCUCUUCGGCGCCGAGCACGACAAGCUCUGGGACAUCACCUCCGAGGUUCUCAAGGCCAUCGUCCCCGCUGACGCCUGGGAGGGCACCGCGGGCAAGAUGGCCAUGUUCAAGGGUGCUGCUGGAACUGUCCUCUUCUUCGAAGAGCAAGAAACCAUCCAAGGCCAGCAAAAAACCUACCCCAUGUACGCCGACAAGUUCCCCACGUGGUCGUCCCAAUCGGUCGGCAUGCUGCAGUACACCCUGUGGGUUGCGCUCGAGGCCGAGGGCCUGGGCGCCAACCUCCAGCACUACAGCCCCAUCAUCGACGAAAAGGUGGCGGCCGAGUGGAAGGUUCCCUCCAGCUGGAAGCUCGACGCCCAGCUCGUCUUCGGUGGCAAGACGGGCGAGGCUGGUCCCAAGGACAUGCUGCCCAUUGAGGACCGCGUUAAAGUCUAUGGCGCUUAA
This is a messenger RNA of Pseudomassariella vexata, 618 nucleotides long. RefSeq names its product nitroreductase. The record is from RefSeq and is a predicted model, not a curated record. The coding region runs from base 1 to 618 and encodes 205 amino acids. Gene Ontology annotation, biological process: cellular response to oxidative stress. Lineage: Eukaryota; Fungi; Ascomycota; Sordariomycetes; Amphisphaeriales; Pseudomassariaceae. The transcript has 2 exons.